AUGGCUGACAUAUUGUCAACAAAAUGUUCACAUUGCAAAAAGAUAGGCAUUGCUCAAUGUGACGGAUGUUGCAAUCGUUUCUGUCCGACGCACUUUCGCGAACACCGUCAAAACUUAGAUACUAAAUUUGCACAAUUAUGCCAUGAUAGAAGUACUCUACCUCAUCAUAUCGCGGAUCAUUCAUCGAAGAUCAAGCAAUCCCAACUAAAGGCUAUUCUCCAUGAUAUCAAUCAAUGGGAGGAGCAAGCAUUAAAAAGUGUCACGCAAAUGGCCAAUGGUGUACGAAACCGUAUUAAGGAGCUGAUGACAUCGAGAACUUCUACCGUCAAAGCUGACUUAGACCAAAUUUCGGUAGACUUACGAAAAUGUAAAUUCGAGAAUAAUUAUUUUGAACAGGAUAUCAAACAAUUAAGUGCAAGACUCAAUCAAAUUCAAAUCGAUCUUGAUCGAAAUAAAACUCGUGUUAAAAUGACCAUUCCACCUAUCAAAUUGAACUCACAACUUCUAAUCUCACUCGAUCAUGAUAUUCGCGACGGAAAGAAAUAUUUCUCUGAUGGAACACUUUUAUGUCAAGAACAUCAAAUUCGGCUGAACGAAUUUUACGGAAAACGAAAUCAAAUGUGGCGGCUCAUUUACAAAGCCACACGAGACGGUUUUUCUAGCACUGAUUUUUAUCGCUGUUGUGAUAGAAAAAGUGCAACAUUGACGGUAAUUCAAUCAUCGAGCGGACAUUUAUUUGGUGGAUACACAUCAGCUAAUUGGGAAAGCCACGAAGAUUGGAAAUGGUCAGUGGAUAUGGAUGCAUUUCUGUUCACCCUAAUUAAUCCACAUAAAAUUUUGCCUACUAAAUAUCAAAUAAAUGGUGAAGGUCGGAAUGCAAUUGGUUGCAAAGAGACGAUGGGACCGACCUUUGGUUUAUGGGACAUUUGUAUUUAUUCAGAUAGUAAUCAAAAUGCUCGCAGUAAUAUUAUGUUUCCUAGUGAUUAUAUUGAUUCAACUGGCAAAGGACGUCUCACAUUCACUGGUUCACAUUAUUUUAAAACUGUUGAAAUUGAAGUCUACGCUCUCAAGCAGAAAUAA
Molecule: messenger RNA, 1080 nt
Organism: Rotaria sp. Silwood2
Lineage: Eukaryota; Metazoa; Rotifera; Eurotatoria; Philodinida; Philodinidae
Source: the annotation of a GenBank genome assembly